Molecule: messenger RNA, 5484 nt
Organism: Melanotaenia boesemani (Boeseman's rainbowfish)
Lineage: Eukaryota; Metazoa; Chordata; Actinopteri; Atheriniformes; Melanotaeniidae
Product: SH2B adapter protein 2
Exons: 9
Coding region: 244-2319 (691 amino acids)
Biological process (GO): intracellular signal transduction; antigen receptor-mediated signaling pathway
Cellular component (GO): plasma membrane
Molecular function (GO): transmembrane receptor protein tyrosine kinase adaptor activity
Source: RefSeq, a predicted model, not a curated record
CUGAGCCCACAGUGUCUUAGCAGCAGUGGUUCGGUGCGUCGAGCAGAGAUGGAGGGAGAGCUGACCGGCUGCGAGCUCUUAUAAACAGGACAGUAGACCAGCAGCUGAACCCGGUGGGGAGUAACCAGCCAUGAUCGGUAUUGAAAAGUGAGCAUCCUCACAGCAGAACCAGGAUCGUCUGAGAAGCAUGAUGAAACCAGUCCUGUGUUGAGCCUCUCCUCUGUGGGUUGGCAUGGCCCAGUGAUGAACGGAGCGGUAGUGCCUGGUAGCCCGGAGCUCUCUUCCUCGUGCCCACUUCCAGACUGGCGAGAGUUUUGUGAGCUUCAUGCUCGAGCCUCUGCUGUAGACUUCGCUGACAAGUUCCAGCGUUUUCUGUCAGAGAACCCCUGCUACGACUCGCCUGGUGCUGAUGCCAGCUUUUCACAGCACUUUGCCCACCACUUCCUGGAGUGCUUCUCUGCUGCGCUAACCCAGGCAAAAGAGAACCAAGCAUCCUCACCAGGGGAGGAGGGGUCCAACUCAGCACCCAAAUAUAGUAUUGUUCCCUUCCUGGGAAUCCAAGGUUGCCCACUGUCCUACGGUCAGGAUCUCUACCAGAGGCGCAAGGACGCUGGGGCUUCAAGUGAAUCUCUGGACAGCAUGGACAGUGGUGGGGGAGGGAUAGAUGGAAGAGGCAGUGGCACUACUGCCUCCAGAGGCCCCCAAACGACCCACAAAGUGUCUGCUCUGGGACAGUCUCGCAGCUCGGAGGACGUUUCAGUCAGUCACCCAAAGGCUCGCUUCAAAAAAGGCUUUUCCCUGAGGAACAUGAGCCUGUGUGUGGUGGACGGGGUCAAAGAGAUGUGGCACAGACGGGCUUCUCCUGAGCCUGACACACCCUCUGGGACCAGGAGAGCAAACGGAGGAGGAGGAGGGGAGGCUGCAGGGGGAGAGAAGUGGUCUCAAAAGCUGCGGCUUCCCAGGGGUUCGCAGGGCCACAAGGCAGAGCUCCUGGAAAUCCAGAGGGAGGGAGCGCUGAGAUACAUGGUGGCCGAUGACACAAACUGUAUGGGUGCUGCACAGUGGCAAAAGUGCCGCCUCCUCCUGAGGAAGACGAAGAGGGAAGAAGGAGGGGAGAAGUUCCUGUUGGAGUUCUAUGUGCCACCCAAGUCCUCAAAGCCCAAAGUGAGCAUCCCUCUAUCAGCCAUUGUGGAGGUGAGGACCACCAUGCCACUAGAGAUGCCUGACAGGGACAACACCUUUGUUCUUAAGGUGGAAAACGGGGGUGAAUACAUCCUGGAAACCAUCGACUCGCUGCAGAAAAACUCAUGGGUUGCUGACAUCCAGGACUGCAUAGACCCAGGUGACAGCGGUGAUGACAUUGAGCUGGCGUCAUGUCCUCAUGGUCAGAUCUCCAAAGACUGCUCCAUAGUGGCCUCUUGCAGCUGUGAGCUGCUGUCUGAGGGUGUCUAUCGUGCUCCGGAGAGGUCGUGUCCUGCAGCAGCAGAGCAUUAUGGCGCCCCCUCAGUCCGUUGCAGGGAACCUCCUUUCACCCAGCACCCAUCCCACAUGCCUUUAGAGCGCUUCCUUCAGUCCCCAGAGGCCCAGAGCUCCAACUCUUCUGCAGGUGGUGGCGAAGGAGGGAAAGAACCAGACGGUGAUGCCAGCUUGGUGGGUUACCCAUGGUUUCAUGGCACACUAUCUCGUGUGCGAGCAGCUCAGCUGGUGCUUGCAGGCGGAGCCAGGAGCCAUGGACUCUUUGUGAUUCGUCAGAGCGAGACGCGUCCGGGCGAGUAUGUUCUCACCUUCAACUUCCAGGGCAAAGCCAAGCAUUUGCGUUUGUCAGUUAAUGAGAACGGGCAGUGCCAUGUCCACCACUUGUGGUUCCACACUGUAUCAGACAUGUUGAGACACUUCCACGCCCACCCCAUCCCUCUUGAAUCUGGAGGCUCAGCUGACAUCACACUGCGCUCCUAUGUGCAGGUGCAUCGAAGCUCCUCUACAGACGUGACCGUGCCUCCAGCCCUCACUCCUUCCAGGGAUGCAGCCUGCAGGACAGAGUCAGCCCUGCCAGCUCUUCAACCACCUGGAAUCACAGCGCCUGCAGGAUCUCCUUCUGAUGCCCCGCUUUCAUCAAGCACCUCUUCUUCACCCACUGCCCUUCCUUCCCUCUCCCGAAGUGACCCAGGUACUGGAGGAGGAGUAGGAGGAGGGUUACAGAGCCGAAGCAACAGCUCUGAACGUCUGCUGGAGGCCUCUAGUGGUUCAUCUGAGGAUUAUCAUGAAGCUGAUGGGACUCGCAGGGCCCGAGCUGUGGAAAACCAGUACUCUUUUUACUAAACAAACCAGAGCAGGGUUGAGUAAUUUACUUUCUGACAAAAGGAGGUGCAGGAAAUUUAAAGUGACAGGGUGCUCUGCGCAUGAGGAAAAUGGUCCAAAUCCCUGGAUCACAAAACUAUUUGUCAGUUUGUUUUUGUUUCUUCGAUUUGACAAGUAAGGGGAGAUGAUGCCAAGCAGUGUGUCCCUGCUAAAAUAAAAAAAAAAUCCCCAAAACUUCUUUUUUUUUUAAACCCAAAUGUCAUAGAUGCAAGUAAACUGAGACUCAAGGCAUUACAGAUAAAAAAAACAAACAAAACAACAGAGUUUAAGACGUACAAAGUUCUAUGGUGAACAUAACUGUAGGCAGAGAAAGCAAGAGGAAAUCAUCAUUGGAAUCACAUGGCUUUAAUUCACCUCUUCUGACCAUUUCCUGCUCAGCCUUAUCCACAGUUCCCUGGGAGCAGAGCCUGUGUCAUCACUCUGCCAGAGGACUGAGAGUUUGAAAUGACCCUGAAGAAACAGUCUCUUCCUUUAGAAUUCCCAAGAACAUCCCGUUAAUGUUUUUAAAGCUGCUUUGAAUCUGUCCCGGAUAUCCUCACUGUCCCUAUGGGUUUUCCCUACAAAACCCUGUUCUGGGUUUUUCCUUUACACUAACAUCAGUACAGCAAUCACAUGGGUUAGUGUUAGUUUGGAGAUGUUUUUCUUAAACAUGUACAGUGUAAAGGGCCUUAGUGCCUGUCAGUUACCUUGGACUUAUAUGGACUGGUGUCCUUAGCAACAAUGAUGCUGACACCAGCAAAAGUAUAUAAAUGAAAUGCAGGUGAUUACCCUACAGUCAGUUUCUGCUCAAAAUGUACUGGACAUGCAUAUCUCCACAUACUGAAAUGGUCCUGAAAGUUUUAUUGAUGGCAUCAUGUACAUGCAAGAUGUCAUAUAUUGUUUUACAAAUAAGUUUAAAAUUUGUUUGUAUGAGCAGGGCAAGGUGGCUCCCAUGUUGUUGCCCUACUGGGUUAUUACUUAAAAUGUGUGGUGGUGUAUUAGAGUUCAAAUAUUUUUCCGAUGAUGUGUGUGCUACAGUAGUGUUUUUAAAACACGGUUUUCUGGGUCCCUCCGUCUGGUGAUGGUUCUGUAUUCAUGUACAUCAUAUUAAUGACAUGUAGAUUAGACAUACUGUUAAUAAAGACUACUUUGAAGUAAUGAUUUCAAAACACCAUUAUUUUGAUACCAAACCCAGCACUGGAGGGACUUGGGCCAUGUUUUUAUAAUGGUGGUGGUAUUGUACAGUUUUAUUUGGCCUGCAGGUGAUCUUGUAGGCAUGAAGUGGAUCGGUACAGUUUGAGAAACAAAGACAACCAGGUGGCCAUGCUUGAAUAAAAAGAUUUCAAAUUGUUGCUUUACUUUGAUGGAAAGUUUGUGUUGAGCAUUUUUUAUUAUUAUUAUUAUUAUUAUUAUUAUUAUUAUUAUUAUUAUUAUUAUUAUUUUGUUUUGUUUUGUUUUGCUUGUUGCUUGUUGCUUAAGAGAAAAUCUUAUUUUAUCACCAAAAACAUUUGGUACUAUGUGUAUUCAUGCCCAUAUGUACAAAAUAUGUGAAAGAAAAAAUCAUCAAUCAAUAAAGGAAAAGUAAGGUAUUUAAAUAAGUAUGCUCAUUAGUUUCCUAGCUAAGAGAGAAACAUUUUUCUACUUUCACAUGAGCAACCUAUGAAGCUUCAAUGUCAGCAGUUGGCUAACUUAUUUUAUCACAAAGACUGACAGCAUAACAAAAUAGCUAGCAUAGCUCUGUCAUAAGUUAAUAAAAGUAUGUUUACCCAUAUACUGCUGUACUUUGAACAUUUCAAUUUCAUGCAGUUUUAUGCUUCCUUCUCAUUACAUGAGAAGGAAACAUGGGUUUUAAAUGCAACACAUUUAUAAAGAUUAAAACCACGAUUACAACCAUUUUGGUGUCUAAUGUGUUUCAAAGAGUGUGAUAUAGUAGUAAAGGUCAAAUUUCAAGAAUUUAGUACACAAAUAGUUCAAAACUAUAUUUAACCAAGUAUUUUCUGCUUGACAAUCUAUUGGUUGAAACUAGCUGCCAGGCAACAAGCAGACAUUUUAGAGAAAAUUUGCAUCAUUGUUUUCAUUUCCUUUAAAACCCUUUACAUCUAUUGAUGGCAUUGGUCCUUUUCCUCAAUGUCACUUUUUUUCUCUCAAUGACAGUAAUCCAGAAUGGACAAAUAAAGCACUGGCUCUGAAGUUGACCUUUAGUGGUUUUCAGACUAUUGUGGUACCUCUUACGGCAAGGGGAAGCUGCUGUAGGGGGUUUUUAGACUGGGUGCAAACUGCAACAGUGCUUCAUAACAUAAGUAAAGCCUACUUUCUGGACCGUUAAACGAAGGGGACAUGCAUAGCAUAAGUGUAUUGUAAGGGACAAUGUGUUUGACAGUAUAAAUGUGUUUAAGUACAAAAAAUAUUUUUUUCCACAAAGCAGCAUUAUAAAACAUUUCCAGGCUCAAAUGUCUCUGUACUAUUAUAAAUACAAUGAUGCAUCCACAAUUACAUUGUCCACGAAAUGAUGAAGACAGAAUUUAAAUGGUGUCAUAAAGCAAUGAUCUCACAGAAAAGAAAAGACCUUUCUGUUGCAAACAUCUUUGAAAGUUUGCUGCCAUCACUGAUAAUGGCUUCAUUCACCAUCAUCACUGCCUCUCUGUGAGACAGGGAAGCGUACUUCCACACGUCAAAACUUUGUUUUACAGCAUGUUAAACACACCCAAAAACAUGAAACAUAUGCAACACUUUCCCUUUGUUGGUAUAAACAUAUUAGGAAGCCAGCUCUUGUAUUUUCAAGCAUGGCCACUCGGCCUCAGAGGUCAUUUCUGUGGAAGAGCGAACGAAGCAGUUCAUGUGCCAAUUUUAAUCCUAUUUUUUUAAACAUAUUAUUGCUCAGCUGCUGUAAAUUACCUUUUUUCCUAUUGACUCUUCCUUAUGUACAAAUAAUUCUUCUUGAUGAAACAUCCACAGUGGAAAUUGUCUGUUGCAAAGAAACCCACCCCCCAUAUCACAGAACACUUAUGUCUCCCUUUCAUUUUCUUUACUCCAUUACAGCUGAACUUUCUGUUGUCUGACUGAGUUUUGAAGAGUCUGUGCAAUUUUGUACAAAGUGAUGUACUUGACAUACUACUUUAUAUUUCUGUGAAUAAAAUGUGAACAAGC